Molecule: messenger RNA, 1695 nt
Organism: Amphibalanus amphitrite
Lineage: Eukaryota; Metazoa; Arthropoda; Thecostraca; Balanomorpha; Balanidae
Product: HSPB1-associated protein 1 homolog
Exons: 8
Coding region: 101-1291 (396 amino acids)
Molecular function (GO): 2-oxoglutarate-dependent dioxygenase activity
Source: RefSeq, a predicted model, not a curated record
GUGUUGUAUUUCAAUUUGGCAGGGGGCGCAGGGGGGUUUGUGGAAGUGGAGAUGAGAUGGUAUUUUUCAGCGUUUUCGGUUUUACUGUCCCCCAGAAGUCAUGAACAUGCAGCCUUCUGUGUUAAAAGAGGGCAUUCUCUACCAUCUGGACUAUCCAGUGGUAUUUAGUUCUAUGGUGGAUGUCUGGGGAUGCUCCAGAUGGUCCCUGGAAGAGUGGGCCUCUUUCUUUGGAGACAAGCAGCUGAGUUUGAGAAUAGGCAAGCAGGAGGAAAAUGCAGCCGGUCCUCAAUGGGAGACAGAGAACGUCACCGUCUCUGCCACGGUACGUCAGUUGCUGGACUGGGCGGCCGGCAGACCCGGCAAGAGGCGCCUCUCGCAGGACGAGCCGUCACCCCUGGCCUCCUACCGACCGCACACACACUGGGCCUACUACGCCUACAAACACAUACCACAGGAGUUCGGCGAUAGUCCGUACGCGGCCGCGAAACUUGGUAUCGACUGGAGUAUGUUCGGCUUCCCUGGCCGGGGUGCAGAACAGAGCACGCUGUGGCUGGGGACGCCCGGAGCUCACACACUCUGCCAUCGCGACACAUACGGCCUGAACCUGGUGACCCAGCUGGUCGGCAGGAAGCGGUGGACGCUGUUCCCGCCUUCGGAUGGACCCCGACUGUAUCCCACCCGGGUGCCUUACGAGGAGUCGACUGUAUUCAGCGCCGCCAACCUGCGACGACCCGACUUCAACAAGUUUCCAGACCUGGUGUCAACACGACCUCAUAUCGUGGAGCUGACGGCCGGUGAGACACUGCUGGUGCCGCGACACUGGUGGCACCUGGUGGAGAACCUGGAAACCUCCGUGUCCAUCAACACUUGGAUAGAACUGCCGUGUGAUGCCGAGGCCAGGCUCCAGGAGGCCCUGGUCCGAACCAUGGUGGCCCGCCUGCCCGCGGACGCCGCCUCCGCCAGGCUGCUGCUCAACGACCCGCUGGAGGUAGGAGAGGCGCAAAGCGGGCCACCUCCACCUCUCAGCGGAUUGGGAGCAUGGAGCUGUAGGAGUGCUGGCCGCUGGACGCCUGUCUCUCCGCGCUCCAGCAGUCCGCGGCCGCCCUCAGCCUCCCUCCAGCACCGACCCCGCCGAGGGACCGGCGCGCCUUCUGGGCGACAUACCGCGCCUGGCCGGGUAACCGCCGAGUGCCGGCCUGUCCACCCACCGCUCUGCUGCGGCCAGAGGUACAGACAGCACAGACAGCCAGUGCGGCCAGCUCGCCCGAUCCAGUGGUAUCCCCGCGGUUAGGGUCACCCGAGUCGGCAGCCUCCCCUCCGGCGGGGCUGGGGGUCAGAGAGGUGUACCUGGCCCUGGCGGAGGCGGUGACUGACCCGCAGACGAUGGCAGCAGCGGCAGAGGCGUUCAAACGCGCGCUGAGGAGAAGAGGUGGGGUGCAGAUACUGUGACGGAGAGGGAGAGUAAAGGGAGGGGCCCGUGAUAUUUGAUCUCUUCUGUGAAAUGUCUGUGAGGACUGAGGUGUACUCUUUUAUUGAUGGUGCAACUACAGACUGUUGCACCGACGUAGUGGUACUCAAGUAUGUGCAAGAUCUUUUAUGCGAAUGUUUUUGUGACCAAUAGUAUUGUCAUGAUAAGGACACUGCACUUCUUACGACAUAUCUGUAUUUUGCGAAUAAGACAUGCUAGAAAGUUCA